AUGGGUUCCAUUGCACCAGAACUCGAGCAGGAAUGGACCUCUCCUGUUGCACUCAACGGAAGGGCGAAGGCCCGGUCAAACUUUGGACGAGCGAAGAUUGAUGACGCGUUCUGGACCCCUCGGAUCAAGGCCAACCAAGAGGUGACCAUCCCGACUAUGUACAAACAGUUGAAAGAAAGCCCUAGAUGGGACUCUCUGAAGCACACUUGGAAACACGGAGAUCCCCAACAUCUUCGACCUCACAUGGAUUGGGACUCGGACGUGGCCAAGUUCGUGGAAGCCGUCUGUUGCGCAUUGAAGUGGAUUCCGGUCAAAGACCCUCAGCACGCUACGUUUGAGUCCUGGGUGGAUGACGCUAUCGACAUGAUAGAAGCAGCUCAAGGCCCAGAUGGGUACAUCAACACCUACCAUACGGUCGUGGCACCCGAAGCCCGCUGGACCAAUGUCGCGCACAACAUCGAGCUGUACGAUGCCGGCCACCUCCUUGAAGCUGCCAUCACUCACUAUGAGGUGACGAAGUCGACCCGUUUCCUCGAUAUAAUGACACGCUACGUGGACUACAUUUGCACGAUCUUCGGGCCUGAGCCGGGCAAAAUCCACGGCUACCCAGGCCACCAGGAGAUCGAACUGGCCCUUCUUAGGAUGUACCGUGUCCGCCCCGAACAAAGAUAUCUUGACCUUGCGGACUAUUUUAUCGAACAGCGAGGAUACCGACAGGGUGAAUUUUUCGACAUGGAGGCGCGAGCGCGAGGUGAUGACCCAGAAACUUGGAUCCCUCCACCUCCACCGGGUGUGACAAUUCCGUAUUUCACGGGACCUAGAGCGUACUGGUACAUGCAAGCCGACGAACAAAUCCGAGAGACUCAAAAGGUUCGCGGCCACAGCGUCCGCGUCACGUACUAUCUGUCCGCCGUUCAGGAUUUGGCAUCCCUCAAAGGCGACAAAUCGCUAGAUGCAGCAGUGGACCGGUUAUUCGACAAUAUGGUCGACUGCCAUCUUUAUGUUCACGGGGGCAUCGGGGCCAUCCAUCAGUGGGAAGGCUUCGGCGAGAACUACGAGCUUCCUCUCGACGGGUACGCAGAGACUUGUGCAUCCAUCGGCAUUCUCUUCCUUGGCAAGCGUAUGUUGCAGAGGCGGCUUUCACGCAAAAUCGCCCUGACCAUGGAAAGAGCGCUGUAUAACGAUGUCCUCGCCGGAGUCUCGCUGGACGGGACGAGUUUCUUUUAUGACCAACCCCUCGCAACGGAUUGCUCGGUGCGCCAUACUUGGUUCGAAGUAUGCUGCUGCCCGCCGAAUUUGUCACGGUUCUUGAACUCGCUGGAGGAGUAUGUGUUUACGGUUGGGGACCAAAACAUCGCGCUGAACUUGUACAUCGGAUCUGAGUACAAGAGCGAUGACGGAGAGCUGCAUGUUAAGGUCGUUACGAGGUAUCCCUGGGAAGGCUACGUGGAAGUUUCCAUCCAGUCCGGACAGAGGGAGGUCGGCUUUGCCGUUCGGGAGCCUGAGCAGGCUUAUACCCUCUCCGCCUCUAUUGAGGGUUCGGCCAAGGAUGGAUACAUACACUUUGGUCCGAAGCGGUGGAACGAGACGAUCACACUGUCCUUCAAUGUCGCUCCGAAACUGGUCAGAUCGAAUCCGCUUGUGCAGGCCACGCAGGGUAUGGUGGCUGUGGAGCGGGGGCCGCUGCUUUACUGUCUGGAGAGCAUGGACACGACACAGCCCCUGGACUCAGUAACCAUUGACCUUCGCGACGAAUUCGAGGAAGCGAAGAUGCAAAUUGCAGAUGUUGAAGUCGUCGGGCUACAAGCGAAAGACUUCCGAAUGGUGCCGUACUUCGCUUGUUCGAACCGAAGGACGGGCGAGGGUUUGAGGGUCUGGUUGAAAUGCAGUCAAGUUUCAAAUUAG
Messenger RNA from Exophiala xenobiotica, 1905 nucleotides. RefSeq lists its product as uncharacterized. The coding region runs from base 1 to 1905 and encodes 634 amino acids. The transcript has a single exon. The record is from RefSeq and is a predicted model, not a curated record. Gene Ontology annotation, biological process: carbohydrate metabolic process. NCBI's taxonomy places the organism in Eukaryota, Fungi, Ascomycota, Eurotiomycetes, Chaetothyriales, Herpotrichiellaceae.